Messenger RNA from Camellia sinensis, 1005 nucleotides. RefSeq lists its product as uncharacterized. The record is from RefSeq and is a predicted model, not a curated record. Gene Ontology annotation, molecular function: zinc ion binding. Lineage: Eukaryota; Viridiplantae; Streptophyta; Magnoliopsida; Ericales; Theaceae.
AUGGAUAUUGUGAUGAGCACAAAUCCUGGUAGCUAUUUGCGUCUUGACUAUAACCAUCAAAGUGGACGGUUCAAAAGGUUUUUUGUUGCAUUUAAUGCUUCCAUUCAAGGGUUUAGGCAUUGGUGUCCUCUAUUGUUUACCGAUGGAACUUUUCUGAAGGGGAAAUAUAAGGGCACCUUGUUAACAGCUACAGCGAAGGAUGGGGAUCAAGGUUUUUUCUCUCUUGCAAUGGCAAUUGUCGAUACGGAGACUACAGACAGUUGGGAAUGGUUUUUUAUGCAUUUGUCGAAUAUAUUGUUGGAUGAAAGACCAAUUACCUUCAUAUCUGAUCGGAACACAGGACUUUUGGAGGCUUUACCCAAGGUUUUACCUACUGCUUACCACUAUUUUUGUCUCCAACACUUAAAGGCCAAUUUGAGGGAUAGGUUCUCCGGUCUAAGUUUCAGCAAUACUUUCAGAAGACAAAAAUACGAUGAAAUGCACUCGAAUGUGGUAGAGUCUUUUAAUUCAUGGAUCCGUCAAGCUCGUCAUUUGCCCACUACGAAGAUGAUUGAUUCAAUUAGGUUGAAGAUCAUGGAUUUGAUGUCGAGAAUGAGAGAACAAGCUAAGAAAUUGAAUACUUUUCUUUGUCCAGAGAUGGAUUCAACAUUAGUAAAUGCUCAUAAAAGUGGAAGAACUUGGUUGGUUUGUCGUUCAAGUGAUCAUGUUUUUGAGGUUCAAUCCCGGCCAUCGGUUAGCGUUGACCUCUUGAAUAGAACUUGCUCAUGUUACCAAUGGCAAUUGAAUGGAUUUCUUUGUGCUCACGCGGAAACCGCUAUCCAAAAGAGCGGAGGUGAUUUGUAUGCACAUGUGAAACCAUUUUAUUACACUAGCAAGUUCAAAGAAUGCAAUGCUGAGCCCGUUUAUCCAAUACCCACUGUUGAGAAACCUCUUGUAACUAUUAAUUAUCUUGUUGUCCUUCCUCCAAUUUAUAAAAAAGCCACCUGGGAGGCCAAGGAAGAAUAG